GAUCCAUGUCUCAGUCCCAUCCAACGGGCACCGCGAGAAAUAAAAUUGCGCUUUCGCAUUCGCGCGGUAUCGCCGAUCAAGAUCAUCAAAGUCACAAUUUCGAAAAAAAUUAAUUAUAAAACGGACAUUUAUUAACAACACGUGAUCGUCAUCAGCAAAAUUAAUUUCAUUUAUAAUUGGCUUGGAUAUUACGACUAUACACAAGCGCACGUCUCAGCACGAAGUGAAUGACAGGCCUGCUUGGUGGAUAGUGAUAUAUAGAAAAACGAAUCGUGCAAUUGAUCGUUAAUAAAAAUAAUGCGAUUCAAUCUACUUAUUUACUAUGCCUUUGUUGGCAUAGUUUUGACAGCAACUAUCCAUUUUGGAAAUUGUGGCAAACCACGAACAAAGCCGAGAGAGAUUCGAGGAUAUCAACCGGACCAAUUAAUGACAGCAAUCAGUUUUGGCAAGAGAGAUUAUUCGAAUGAUAAUAAAUUUGAGAAAAUUUUCAUGCUUCUUCUCCAAAAUGAUUCUUCUUAUGAUGGCUUUACUGUUCGUUGGCUUUUACGAGAAAUGAAAAGAAAUCCGGAAAUGGCUAAGUGGGUUUUAAAGAAACUAUCUGGAAACAACAGCGACAAGCAAUCAAUGAACGAUUCAGCUGCAGAUGAAUUUGAUUCCAAAAAACCGAUGUCCUACUUUUAAUUUUCAA
This is a messenger RNA of Trichogramma pretiosum, 688 nucleotides long. RefSeq lists its product as uncharacterized. NCBI's taxonomy places the organism in Eukaryota, Metazoa, Arthropoda, Insecta, Hymenoptera, Trichogrammatidae. The record is from RefSeq and is a predicted model, not a curated record. The transcript is spliced from 3 exons. The coding region runs from base 298 to 681 and encodes 127 amino acids.